Messenger RNA from Suillus plorans, 312 nucleotides. RefSeq lists its product as uncharacterized. The record is from RefSeq and is a predicted model, not a curated record. The annotation marks the transcript as partial. Lineage: Eukaryota; Fungi; Basidiomycota; Agaricomycetes; Boletales; Suillaceae. The transcript is spliced from 2 exons.
AUAACAUUUGCCACUCCCUCAAUGUUGACACAAGAAUUUCAUCUCGAAACCGAUCCACGUUUCGCGUUCGCGCGCGUAAAGGGCGAUAUAUGUCUAGUCCAAUUGCAUCCAAUCCAAUCCGAGACAUCACGCGAAUCUUUAGGGAUCAUCGUUUUUCGCCACGAGUUCGUGUCCAUCUUCCGGUAUUCCCAUGACCUACGCGUGUCCCCCGAGGACAUUCGUGUUCUCGAGCUUCUUGACGAAGACCGGAUACGCUAUGAGGAAGACAACGGCACUGUCUUCCUGGCAAAGGAUCUUAUGGCUCAACUUCGA